Messenger RNA from Cutaneotrichosporon cavernicola, 3339 nucleotides. RefSeq lists its product as uncharacterized. The record is from RefSeq and is a predicted model, not a curated record. The coding region runs from base 1 to 3339 and encodes 1112 amino acids. Gene Ontology annotation, biological process: vacuolar transport. The transcript is spliced from 7 exons. Lineage: Eukaryota; Fungi; Basidiomycota; Tremellomycetes; Trichosporonales; Trichosporonaceae.
AUGUGGUCGGCGCCAUCGACGCCACCGACCCCAACCCGGCGCUCAUUCACCUACGUCCCAUACCACCUUCAGAACCAACCGGCAUUACCACGUGGCAAACCUCCACAGUCACCAUGGCGCGUGUCACACUCGCCCGCCUCAUCGCUCAGUCGCGCAUUCUACAUCUCCCCAUUCAGCAUGGACGACGACCCAUGGGCAGAUGCCCAGAGCCCACGAUCGGGCACGCCGACAGCAUUAUCUCCCCGGCCAUCGGGCGAGGUAGUGGGUGAGUCCCCCCUCGUCCGCAGCAGUAAGGACGGAGAUCUGGGCUCGCCCAGUGCCGAUCUGGUGAGGGUGAGCCUCUCGAGCCUAGAGCCAGCAAAGGGGGAGGGGCGCUCCAUACCACCAUCUCCAUCUAAGCUCGUCUCUCCAUCCGAGCCCGCCUCAUCUCUGCCCAAGAACGCUGGCUUCGACGACAUCCCGCUCGACAACCACCUCUCCGACCCAUUCGCCUCUGACCCAUUCUCCACCGACCCGUACGCAGGUCCGUUCUCCUCCAAGGCCUUUUCUCCACGCGACUCCCCCUCGACGUCUCCCAAACGAGCAGCGGACCCAUUCACGACGUCUCCAUCGAAGCGUGCCGCCUCCCCAGACCCCUUCGCAGCCGACGCAGACGAGCACGAGUUCUUCUCGCCCAUGCCUUCCGCCAUUGAGGCGUUCGGGUCGCCGCUCAAGCCCGCCGACGAUUCUGGAGCGGCGCUCUCUCAAUCUGCCUCUCCAAAGGAUGACACGCCUUCUUCACACAAUGCACCUGGCGCCUUUGACGCCAACGCAUCCCCAGCCGCCAAAGCACUUGCGAGCGACUUUUCCCCACCCGCAAACGACUUCUCUCCACAUGUCAUGGACGACUUGGCCGCAGCACCCGCCAAUGACUUUGACGACUUGGCCGCAGCACCCGCCAAUGACUUUGACGACUUGGCCGCAGCACCCGCCAAUGACUUUGACGACUUUGACGACUUUGAUGACCCAGCGCCGGCAGACUUUGGUGGCGACGAGUUCGGAGACUUUGGGGAUUUCGGGGACGCUGACGUCGCACCAAUGCCUGCCGCGCCAGCGCCAGUGCCAGCACCAGUAGAGGUCCGAUGGUCCACGCUCAGCCUGCGUCCUGUCCCGCCCCGGCUCGAGCUGCUGCAGCGCCUCAUGGGCGUUCUGGAGCCGCUCGUGCCCAACCAUUCGGACUUUACGGACGAGCCGCCGCGUGCUGUUGGGGGGUUGUCGCAGGUGCUAACGUCUGAAUCUAGUCGCGACGUCUACGCACAACUCACCACUGCACCCAUCCUCAAGCCUCUGGACUGGACGCGCUCCCGCGUCCGCCGGGAACACCUCAUUGCCAUGGGCGUCCCCGUCAAUCUCGACGAGGUCGACUCGCACCGCCUCUCCGCCCUUCCUCCACUGCGGAUCACGACGGCCGACAUGCCGGCGCGCAGUCAGUCAGCCGCCCCCGCCCCGCAGAAGCGACACUCGCUCCCGCCUCCCGGACCAGCCACCGCAGGAGCGAGUGCACCAGUGAGCGCCCGCAACUCACAUGUAGACAAGUACGAUCUCGGCCCACGUCCCGUCCUCGACACGGCGCGGGCGGAGGAGCUCUGCGGCCUCGAGGAGGAACAGCUCGCGCUCCUCACCCUAUCGAAGCUGCAAGCGCUCCAGGCCGAGCUCGAACAGACAACGGCCAGCGCGAGCGGCCUCCUCGCCUACCUCCUCCAGCUCAAGGAUGCGCUGGGAACCGAUUCGCGUACAUACAACGGCAUGAUUUCGGAGCUCAUCGCCAAUGCGGCCAAGCAAAAGGCGCCGAGCUCGGGCCUGUUCCGCCGUUCAACGGGGCCGCGGUCUAGACCCACGAGCAUGAGCGCGACGCCGCGGCGCGUAGGCAGUCCGGACGGGUACGCAGCCAACGUCAAGUGGUGGGGUGAUGCGAUUUCCGCGUCCCUCAAGGCGGGGUAUCUUGGCGACACGCUAGUGCUUCACCCUUCACAGCUACCGGACAAGUUUGCGAACGGCACCCAACGUCCCCGCGGACUAGUCGGGGUCCUUGACGCCCUCACGCCAGCAACACUUCUCCCGCUGGCACGAUACGAUGCGCAAACGAUGCCAAUCGACGCUGCGCCCUCCCUCGGUUCUCGGGUCGCUGGCGGCGUCCUCGGUGCGGGGUGGGCCGUGCUGGGUCGUCUGUCGCCCUUCUCUUCCUCGGGCCCCAGUGAAGAACAACUUUGGAAGGCUACGAGCGACGACUUAGUCCAUCUUCCCAGCAUCCGGUCAGCGGCCGCGGCCUGGAUAGCACAUAUCACGGCUAACCCGCCCCUGAAUUAUACGGACAGCGUGUUCUCGCGCGCCUCGUUCACUCUCGAGUUCAAGGAUAUCAUGUCCACUCCCUUGUCGACGGCCGAUAUGAAUAUCCUCCUGCGGUGGCUGGAACGCGAUGCGCGCCGGAUCGUGGUUGAUGGCGACAUUAUCAAGAUUGGCACUGGUCAGGUUUCGGAGGCGGACCGCGGCGCGGUCGCCGUCUCGGACGCGCUUGAGCGAGUUGAGAGCCAAGUUGUCGCCGCUGAGAAGGAGGCGGAAACGUGUACUGUCAAAGCGCGGGCUAAGGUUGCGUCGGGGCAGCGGAGUGCGGCGGCGGCGUACCUCCGCAGUCGGAAGGGGUUGGACGACGUUGUUGCGAAGCGGGUAGCGGCUGGGGAGCAGUUACGUUCUGUGAGAAGGGCGCUGAACCAGGCCAAGGAUGAUGCCGAGAUGAUUUCAGUUUACGAGGCGUCUACGGCCGCGCUGGCAUCUGCGCUCUCUGAUCCCCGUCUCUCGCCGGAGCGUAUUGCGGCUACUACGGACGCGCUGGCGGAUGCAUUGGCCGACCAGCGCGAGAUCGACGACGCUGUGCGUCUGGCCGGCGUUGCGGUCGCGCCGGAUGUGGAUGACGACGAGCUUGCUGCCGAGCUCGAGGCGCUUGUUAUCGAUGAGAAGAAGCGGCUCGAGGUCGAGGCCAAGGAGCGUGCCAGGGCCGAGGCUGAGGCUAAGGUGCGCGCCGAGGCCGCGGCUAAGGAGAAGGCUGAGAAGGAGGCCAAGGAGGCUAAGGAGAAGGUGGAGCGGGAGGCCAGGGAGAAGGCCGAGAAGGCGGAGAAGGAGCGUAUUGCCAAGGAGAAGGCCAAGGAGGCAGCCGAGGAGGCGGAAAAGCCCUCGAACACGUCGCUCGCCAACGCUGACUGGGCGCGGCGGUACGACGAGGCGCAGGCCCGCGAGAUUGCUGAGAAGGCGAGGUUUGAGGAGGAGCGCCUCGCGCGCGAGGCUCGCAUGAUGCCCGCCGAAUAG